AUGGUCCUCCACAUUCGCCGCCCAAGUACCGCUGCAUCGCGGCCUAUCACCACCAGUGGUGCUACGGCCGCCUUCCCCUGCGCGCUACACACCGAUCUUACCGUUGGAGAGGAUGCAUAUUCCAGCGACGUCACGUUCCAGAACAGUCUGCUAUCUGCCAGCAUGGGCAGCUGGGACGGCGAUAAUAAUGACGGGAUCUCUGUCAUCGAUGUGACGGACCCGGAGAAUCCUGCGUAUUGCUUCGUGACGACCGACACACCUCUCUCUGCAGAGCAAUAUGUACGGCACUAUUAUCCAGUACCAACUGAAGAAUCUAGAGAUCCUGAGAGGAGCAGACUGACUGGAAAGACUGUCUUGGAGACUAUAGGCCUACUUGACGGCGAAAAGUUGGUUACGCUGGACAUGCUGGCUGAAGUAUGGCCUGAUGAGUAUCAAAGCGAGGCGGUAGAACGUCCUGCUGGCGACAUCGCCGCCUCCACGAGCGCCGCUACAGAGCCGGCAGAGGAGGCACCGAUCCCGUCGCUCGCCACGUUGGCCUUCGCUCAGGCUUUUGACCAUGCUCUCGGGAAGGGCGACACGAGCGAGAUUGAAAACCUACUUUGGCUGCCAGGGAAGCUGGCUGACACGAAGUCCAUACUGCGCACCAAGUCUCCGUUCCCAGACAAUGCUGUCCAGUUGCUGGUCAAGGUGCUCACCGAGAUGAAGGAGACGACUUCUGUUGAUCUCACCGACUUUGCUCUUUCCUCGGAGCAGGCAGUCCGCAUCGCCUCCCAGCUACCGGGGCACGAGUCACUCAACCUUUCGUUCAAUGCACAGAUUACGGCUGACACAGUGCGCGAGAUUCUCACCGCAGCCCCCGGGCUGAAACGUCUCGUCCUUAUGGGCUGCACGUCCGUCACUUCUAAAGAGCUGUAUGACCUCCUACGUAAGGAGCCGCAGCUGUUCUACAGAUUGGAAGCACUGAUGCACCCCUCGCUCCUGUGCACUGCGGAACCGCCUCCAUACCCCAUCGCAUUUACGCUCAUGACGAGCUACGAGAGCAUAAUGCCGUCUAUCCGUGGGUGCUCCCUCGCGCUCUUUACGCUCAUGGGUGUGGUGGGUGCACUAGCCGACGUGCUCCGUAGCUUCAGGAGUGCGCGACGCAUUGUUUUUGAUAUGAACAGCGGGACACCAUUCCAGGCCGCCGCCACCGCACGCCCCCGCGAACCAGGUAUGCCGUGGGGCACACGGAGCCUCGUCACAGUGCCUGCACUCUCUGUUGAUGUGCUCCGUGCGGUGGAGCCUGGUUGGGCAUUCCUCUUCCAGAUGAGUAUGUUCCAUGAGAAGAACAAUUGGUGCUUCCUGCGCCUCACGCCGACGGAACGCAACCAGGAAGAAGCAGUGCAAGAACAACCCUGGCCUCCCAGGGAGUGGGAGAUCCAUGACGUCCGCGGUUUCCUGCGCAUCGCGACGGCGGAGGGGCGGCCUGCGCCGUCCGAGGAGGCCGUGCAGGAGCUGGAGGAGCUUUUGCGCCACACGCCCAAGUUCGGGUCUCAGUUGUGCCUUAUGGACCAUCAGGACUUGAAUGUGUUCAUGCAGAGCAUCCACAUGUUUUGA
Sparassis crispa is the source of this 1596-nucleotide messenger RNA. RefSeq lists its product as hypothetical. The record is from RefSeq and is a predicted model, not a curated record. The coding region runs from base 1 to 1596 and encodes 531 amino acids. The transcript has 4 exons. NCBI's taxonomy places the organism in Eukaryota, Fungi, Basidiomycota, Agaricomycetes, Polyporales, Sparassidaceae.